Messenger RNA from Larimichthys crocea (large yellow croaker), 1519 nucleotides. It is a transcript of the gene dnd1, whose product is annotated as DND microRNA-mediated repression inhibitor 1. Gene Ontology annotation, molecular function: RNA binding. The coding region runs from base 129 to 1301 and encodes 390 amino acids. The transcript has 5 exons. The record is from RefSeq and is a predicted model, not a curated record. Lineage: Eukaryota; Metazoa; Chordata; Actinopteri; Sciaenidae.
AUCGUCAUCCCCCACAAGUCCUGUGGAUGUGGGCUGUGACGCUGUGAUUGGCUGACCAAUAGCAGACUCCGGGUCUCCAGGUGUGGCUUCACGCGCUGCAGAGUGCCGCGAAGGUAACAACGGUGAAGAUGAUGGACCCCAAGCAGAGCGAGGUACUCAACCUUGAGCGGGUGCAGGAGCUGGAGACCUGGCUGAAAACAACCAAUACAAAGCUGACUCAAGUUAACGGCCAGAGGAAGUAUGGAGGACCACCUGAUGUGUGGAUGGGGUCCAUUCCAGGAAACAACUGUGAGGUCUUCAUCAGCCAAAUCCCACUGGACGCCUACGAGGAUCUGUUGAUCCCCCUGUUCAGCUUGGUGGGGCCACUCUGGGAGUUCAGGCUCAUGAUGAACUUCAGUGGCCAGAACCGCGGUUUCGCCUAUGCCAAAUACGGAUCUCCAGCCAUAGCUAACACCGCCAUCCGCCUGCUGCAUGGUCACAUGCUGGAGCCUGGCUGCUACCUUGUCGUCCGCCACAGCACCGAGAAGAGACAGCUCUGUAUCAAAGACCUGCCUGGCAAAACCAAGCAAGCGGACCUGCUGAAGGUGCUGCGGGCACUGACGCAGGGGGUGGAGCGAGUGUCUCUGAGAGCUGAGCCCGGUAUAGAGGGGGUGUCUGCUGUAGUGGUCUUCUUAUCCCACUACUCUGCUUCUAUGGCCAAGAAGGUGCUGGUGGAAGCAUUCAAGAAGCAGUUUGACUUGGACAUCAUUGUUCAGUGGGAGUCAAGAAUGAAGCCGAACCCUGACAAACCUUCAAAGAGAUGCCUGUCAUGUGUCCACGAGCCACCACAUCACACGCUCAACUCUCCACAGCCCUGUGUCCAGCAUCCUCGUGUGGCCCGCCCUCCACCCCCACCGCUACCCCUACCCCUACCCCCACCCCCACCCCCCGGUUUCUGCAGAGCAGUGGGAGGACCCACUUCCCCCAAGCACCCUCUCCCUCCAAGCUCCAUGAAUUCCUCUUCCUGCCAGGGGCACCUAGUGGCCACAGCAUGUUCAGCGUCCCCUGUGACGCUCCUGCAAAAGAUGUGCAAGGCGGCCGGGGUUGGCGAGCCCGUCUAUGAGAUUCACUACAGCCACACCGAGUCUGAUGGUUUCCUCUAUUUUACCUACCAGGUGUGUAUCCCCGGGAUAAGCCAUGCCUUCAAAGGGGGCAUUAUGACCUUGCCAGGACCCACUGCAACCGCCACGCUGGAGGAAGCUUGGCAGGCUUCAGCCCAGCAGGUCGUGCAGAGGGUGUACAACAGCCAGUUCACCGACUGACUUGGGUUCAGAUGAUAUGCAUUUCACCUGCUUCUACAGCACUGUUCCAGGAUCUGUUUUUGUUCAUGAUAUAAAAAACAAUGUUUGGUUUUAUGUGGUUUGUUUUCUGCAUGCUUUUAUUAGUACUAGAUUGGUUUGUGUUGUUUGUUCAGAUUGUUUUUAUUGUGUGUUACUGUUGGAUCGCUUCCUCAUUUUAAUUAAAUGAGAUUUAAAAGGAU